GGCCGGGCUGGGGGGCGGCCCCGCGGCUAUCCGGGAUGUCGGGCUGGCUCCUGGUGACGUAGCGCCGCGGGAAGGGCCGCGCGACACUACCGGUCGCUGUCGCCGUUCCCCCUCCCCCGCGGACCGGGCCGGGUUGGGCCCUUUCCACCUAUUUCCGUGUUCCCGGCUCCCGCUAUGGGCAGUACUGCGGCGACGGGAGCGGGCAGGGCGCCGUGCAGUACCGGGUCCGCCGUUGGGCAUGUGCCAGGCCUGGCCGCCGCGUGAGCGCCGCCGCUGGCACCGGCAGCAUUGUCCGCGGGCGAAGCCCAGGGCGGCGGGUGCCAUGAAUAGCAGUUGCGCGUCCCCCGCCGCCGCCGCCAGCCGCCGCCUGCAGAGCCGGGAUCGAUAGAAGUGGGGGCUGCGGACGCACUAUGGCCGGCACCGGCUACACGGACCUGCGGGAGAAGCUCAAGCACAUGAUGCCCUACCGGGACGGCCACAAAAGCAGCGGUGGCAGCCUCCCCCGAGAACCCCCUGAACCUCCCUAUGAUCGCAAACGGCGGCACCAAGAUUCCGGUUCUGAGCCCAGCGACUACGAGGAGCAGAAGGAGGAAGAAGAAGCUCGGAAAGUCAAAAGUGGCAUCCGCCAGCUUCGGCUCUUCAGCGCCGAGGAGUGCGCCAAGAUCGAAGCUCGCAUCGAGGACGUGGUGUCCCGGGCGGAAAAGGGGCUCUACAGGGAGCACACCGUGGAUCGGGCCCCGCUGCGGAACAAGUAUUUUUUCGGGGAGGGUUACACCUAUGGGUCUCAACUGCAGCGACGAGGCCCCGGCCAGGAGCGCCUUUACCCGCGGGGAGAAGUGGAUGCCAUCCCCGAGUGGGUGCACGACUUGGUGAUCAGGAAGCUGGUGGAGCACCGGGUGAUUCCCGAGGGCUUUGUGAACAGUGCCGUCAUCAACGACUACCAGCCGGGGGGCUGCAUUGUCUCCCACGUGGACCCCAUCCAUAUCUUUGAGAGGCCCAUCGUCUCCGUCUCCUUCUUCAGCGACUCGGCGCUCUGCUUCGGGUGUAAAUUCCAGUUCAAGCCCAUCCGAGUUUCCGAGCCCGUGCUCUUCCUGCCCGUCAAGAGGGGAAGCGUCACAGUGCUCAGUGGGUAUGCAGCUGAUGAAAUUACACACUGCAUCCGACCACAGGACAUCAAGGAGAGAAGAGCUGUCAUCAUCCUUCGAAAAACAAGACUAGAUGCACCUCGAUUGGAAACAAAAUCCUUGAGUAGCUCAGUGUUGCCACCAGGUUAUAACUCUGACCGUCUGUCGGGAAGCAACCGGGACCAGAUCCUGAAACCAAAGCGGUCCCAUCGCAAAGCAGAUCCUGAUGCUGCUCACAGGCCACGGAUUCUAGAGAUGGAUAAAGAGGAGAACAGGCGCUCAGUCCUCCUACCCAAACACAGGAGAAGGAGCAACUUCAGCUCGGAGAACUAUUGGCGAAGGUCUUACGAGUACACAGAGGACUGUGAUGAGGAAGAGGAAGAUGGCAGCCCAGCUAGGAAAGUUAAAAUGAGGCGACACUGAGGAUUGCACUUUGCAGGCUCGUGGAGCUGAUGAGAUUGGCUUCCAGUCUGUGAUAACUUUUUCUCCUCCCUCUGGCUAUCUUCCAUCUAGCUUCAGUUUUGGUUUUUCCUUUCAAGCCGAAGAGUAAACAGGAAGGCUGUAGUGAUUUGUUUUUGUGAAUGGAGGAAGGCUAGGACGGAACAUGUCCAGUGCACGUGGUGUCCUGAGUCAUGGGUCAAACGGGCAUCUCUCCCUUAGGAAGCAGAUCAAAGUUAUGCCAGGCUGUUGGUUGGGAUUUCUUUUGAAAACACCAAAAAAGUUUAGCUGUUUUGUUGCUCAAGAUUCAAGAAUUGGAUUUUUGGGUUUAGUUUGGUUGGGGGGGUUUUUGUUUUGGGAUUUUUUUUUUUUGGUUGGUUGGUUUGUUGUUUUUUGUUUUUUUUUUGCUUUAACUUUUUUCUUCCUUUUUCAAACGUUCUGAAUAUGAUGUUUGAACCCCAGGAGCUGAAACUUUCUCUGGUGGCCUCGUGGUUUGUUUGGUUUUGGUUUUUUUGCUUCACCAAAGGGCUCCUUGGUCUGCUCUUACCUAGUUGUUAUUGGGUUGUGUUGUAAAGGUGCCCUGCAGUAACUGGAAGUGUGAAGCUUUGCAGACCUCUCUUGCUGCGAUUGAUUUCAAAGGGUUUAGGAUGUUUUUGUUGCACUUUAGUUCCAGUCUUAAAUGCCAUAGGUUUCCUUUCCAGUCCCUCUUCCCAAGCCAGUCUGGGCUCACAGCCUCGUGUCUCUGUGCUGCCCUCUCCAAGAAGAAUGUAUUUGAGCUCUGGUUUCUCAGUGCUGGUCUGACCAUGGGGGAUAUUUGGGUUAUGGAAGGAAACGUCUCUGAGGCUGGCCUAGCAUAGACCCGAGGUCCGUACUGGAGCCCCUGGAGCUGCUGAGUGAGUGACCACAUUGAGUCCUUGCUGCUUCCCAGAGCUGGAGAUAGCAAAGGGGAAUAGGAGAGAUGCUGUGCUUAAGGAUUCUUGCCUUUGGACCCCCUGAGAAGAGCUCUCCUUCACUGCCUGGUGGACUGGCUUUCAGUCCCCUGCCUCUUUUACAUGGAGAGAGUUGAGAGGACGCAGCAUCCUGGUGCAACAUCCUAUCCUGAGGGACCUACUGUGUCCUGCAGGAGCAGGUUUUGCCCUGGGUUCAGAGAAGCCAGGCAGCUGGACUGUGGUCUGUCCCCUCCAAGGCUGGCUCUGGGAGUGAGGAUGCUGCAGGGGUCUAGUUUGGCCCCAGUUCCAAGUGCUGCAGCGUCCUCCUGGCUUGCUGCUGGUAUUCCUGGGGUAGGGAGUUUUCUGAUUGCUACAGAAAAUAAUUGAAGAUUGGGUAUUUGACCCCAUGGAGUUAGUGUUAGGAAGGCUUCCUACUUCUCUUCUCCCACCUGGUUUGCAUUAACCCGGACUGAAGCCUCACUGUUGUCAAAGACUGGGGCCCAACACCAUCUUUAGAACCACACUUUUAAGAACCUCCAGCUGAUUCUUUGAACACAAGUGUUGGCAGUUGUAAGGAGUAGUCUUAUUUUUCAAUUUUUACUGCUUUGGCCUCCCUCAAACUGUAGUUUUUCUUAGUGUUGUGUCCCCUUCCCCACACACUUCAUGGUCUGCACGCUUGGCAAUAAAAAGAUGUAAUAUAUUUUGAAA
Pogoniulus pusillus (Red-fronted tinkerbird) is the source of this 3199-nucleotide messenger RNA. It is a transcript of the gene ALKBH5, whose product is annotated as alkB homolog 5, RNA demethylase. Gene Ontology annotation, molecular function: oxidative RNA demethylase activity. The coding region runs from base 411 to 1547 and encodes 378 amino acids. The record is from RefSeq and is a predicted model, not a curated record. Gene Ontology annotation, biological process: mRNA processing; mRNA export from nucleus. Lineage: Eukaryota; Metazoa; Chordata; Aves; Piciformes; Lybiidae. Gene Ontology annotation, cellular component: nucleus. The transcript has 5 exons.